This is a messenger RNA of Leptopilina heterotoma, 2081 nucleotides long. RefSeq lists its product as uncharacterized. The transcript is spliced from 2 exons. NCBI's taxonomy places the organism in Eukaryota, Metazoa, Arthropoda, Insecta, Hymenoptera, Figitidae. Bases 266 to 1876 code for a protein of 536 amino acids. The record is from RefSeq and is a predicted model, not a curated record.
UAUAGUUUUGUGUGAAGUGGUGUGAAGGAUCUUCUGACAUUUUUUAGUAAAUUUUUUUCUGCCAAUAUCGUAUAAAUUAUCAGUACUGGUUUUGAUUCUCAAUUAUUUAACUAUUCUAUGUUUGCAUAAAAAGCAAAACAAAAACACUACGAAAAACACUAAAUGUCAGAUGUUUCUCUAUUGUUGUUAUAAACAAUUGAAAGUUUAAAACCUGUUCUCGUAAAAUUAAUUUCGUCAUCAACAUUUAGAAAAGAAAUUCAAAAACAUGAAUUCUUUCAAGAUGAAGAGAUUUCUGCCCAAUGAGUGCUAUAUUUGUAAAUCGAGGGACAAUUUAAAAAGAUGUGAAUGCAACAUGAUUUCCUAUUGCUCCGAAGCACAUCGAUUAGAGCAUUUGCAAGUUCACGAAUAUUUUUGCAACGUAAUCAAAACAUUAUUGAUUGAAAAGGGAUUGUCGCACAUUUAUGAUGAGUUUACAAAUUUACCUACGUCUUAUUGGCAAACAAGGCUAAUUGUAAUUUACGAAGAAAUAGUUGUCAAAUUAGAAAGGGAAAUAAGUCCAUUGGAAUUUGUAAUGUUUAUUCGUGCGCGAGUGUGUUUCGUGUGUCGUCAAACAAAACAAGAAACUCUAACAAAUUGUCCUCAUUGUCCAGUGGCAAGUUUUUGCGAAGAACAUCCUCAGAGUAAAAUUCACAGCAUGAAUUGUAAACUAAUUAAUCGAUACUUAAACAUUCUGAAUACAGCGGAGGAAUUUAAUAUAAAUUUAGAAUUUCUGUCUUCUACUUUUCCAAAUAUUACAGAAGAGACUUCAAGAAGUAUUAAAGGUUAUCUCACAUCGACAUACGAAGAAAGUGACAUGGAAUCAAAGUGCCUUGAAUCUAGAUUACUGAAAAUGGGCCUCAUUAACUUUAUGGACGUGGCUUCAAAACUCAAUAACGUCUUACAGAAAAUAUACGACAAGUUUCCAAAAAAAUUACUCAUUCAUAUCGAUGCCCUCUCCUCUAAUCAUGUAAUUACAAAAAAAAAUUAUUGGGAAUUUCUCCUACAUCUCAAUCCACAGAUAAAAAAGCUAAAAAUUGUCAUCACUCAAACUGAAAAACGGAACAAUUCUAAGAAGUCUCUUUGUGAAAAUUGCAUUUCGAACAAAAAGGAACUAAUUGUUGAAUAUUUGUCAAAAUCCUACGAAGACUACAUUCUAGAUGAAAAUUAUCAAAAACCAAAUAUUCUCUUUUUUGUUAAAAUCGUCAAUGAAUUUGAUUCUGAAAGUAUAAAUAAGUGGAGUGAAUUUAGUUUUCCCGUUGUUUUGCGAUUUGAAUCGAAUUCAAUUAUUUGUGAAGCACAACAUUUUCUUUCGUUCUCCAGGGCAAAGUUUCGAUUUAUUUUUGGAGGAAAAUUGUCAGUGCCAUUCGUUAUAUUAUCCUCCAUUGAAAAUGAAGAUUAUUUUUUAAUUUUGCAAUCGAAGGGAAACAAAGAAUGUCAAAAAUCUGUUUCUUCGGCAGCUGGCGAAAUCAACGAAACAAAUACUCCGUCGACAUCGAAACGUUCAUUUGCUGCUAUUUCCGAACCCGGACAAGAGGAGGAAGGAGAGAAGAACAAAAAAUCAAAAAUUGAAAAUUGCUCAAUGUCUACAGAUAAGGGAAAUAUUGAUCCAAAUGGCGAAGACAGAAAAAUUGCCAAAGAGAACGAUAAAGUUAAUUCUCAAUCGUAUCUAAUCGAACACAUUUCGUAUCUUAAAAAAGAAAACGAAGGCUUACGGCAACAAUUAAAUUUAUCAGUUAACGAGAUAACAAAACUGCAAACAAAACUCGAUCAAGUUUCAUCUUUCGAUUUAAACAAAAUUUUACGAGGUAUUGUUGAUUCUGGAGAGACACUACAAUGAAAGACGUAUAGCUUCAGAGUGUGAAAAAAAUAAAAUUUAAAAAGGCGCAAAAAUUCCUCCAUGAUUAUACCUUUUAAAAAGAAUCGUUACUUUUUUUGGGAAUUUAAAAUUCAAACACUAUUUUCCUUUAUUUUUUUUACAUUUUCAGUAUUUUUUCAUUUGAAAAGUGUUUCAAUAGAAAAUGUAAAUAUAUUUGUAUAUAAUA